AUCACUGUCAGACUUAUGUCACAUUCGUCGUAGAACAUAAAAGAAGCUUGCAAUCUCUCGGCAAUGGUGCUCUAAAUAUUCAAUUUGUUUUGAUAUAUCUUGUUGCAAUAUCUAUAAAGAAUAUUGCAAUUUACUACAGGUGCAUUUAUAUAUUUAAGACUACGACUGCCCAUUUCCUUUGUUUAGCCCCAUAAUAAAGUUAAAACAUGAGUCUCUCAGCCAUCAGAAAUGCAUUCAAAAAGUAUCCUAUUGUCAAAGGUAUGGCAACAUACAGUAUUAUAUGGCCAACAGGUUGCUUGAUACAGCAAACGAUGGAAGGAAAAACUUUGCGUACAUAUGACUACAAACAAUGCAUGAACUUUGCAAUUUUUGGGACGUUCUUCGUAGCACCAUCACUAUAUGGAUGGAUCAAAUUGUCCAGUCAUAUGUGGCCAACUAUGAGUCUGAAGGCAGGAUUAACAAAGGCAGUAGUGGAACAAUUCAGUUAUGGACCAUUUGCCGGGACAAGCUUCUUUUUUGGAAUGAGUCUCCUCGAGCAGAAAUCAGUCGACGAGGCAAUGGACGAAGUCAAAAAGAAAUUCCCCGACACCUAUAAAGUCGGGGUUUGCGUGUGGCCAGUGAUUCAGACGAUAAAUUUCACUCUUAUUGCGGAGCACAAUCGGGUUCCGUUCGUGAGUAUAUGUAGUUUAUUGUGGACCACUUUUCUCGCAUAUAUGAAGCAGCGAUCAUCGACAUCGGCGACGUCAGUGGCGAUUCAACCCAGUACAAUGAGUGCCAUUCAGCAACAGGAACCUAUCUCUCAAAACCAGCCAAUGGUAGCAUUGUAGAAAGGCCAAAGAUAUUUCAGUUUACUUGUUAAGUUUUGAAACCAUGCAACAAAAAUAUGGUGCCAGUUUAGAAAACUGCGCGGGUGAUAAAUGCAUAUUAUUUUAUUUAUAACUAGACCAAAUUUAGUGAAUGUAACAGAAUUGUAAAAAUAAGACAAUAAAGCCACCGAUGUAAACGUCA
Aedes aegypti (yellow fever mosquito) is the source of this 1008-nucleotide messenger RNA. RefSeq names its product PXMP2/4 family protein 4. Gene Ontology annotation, cellular component: membrane; cytoplasm. The record is from RefSeq and is a predicted model, not a curated record. Bases 207 to 827 code for a protein of 206 amino acids. Lineage: Eukaryota; Metazoa; Arthropoda; Insecta; Diptera; Culicidae. The transcript is spliced from 5 exons.